AUCCUUGCUAGGUUCGUGGCUCUUCCCUCAUCUCAUAAUAGAUAGUUUCAAGACAUAGGAAUUUAAUGGAGACUCCAUUUUUAUUCUUAUCUCUCUUUCUCUUCUUCGCCUUGCUUUGCGAGGCAGCACAGACACCCCUCACGGUGCUCGACGCCGACGGAAAGGCCGUCCAAAGCGGUGUGAAGUACUACGUUGUCCCAGUGCAGCCGAAACAGGGAGGAGGGCUCGACCUAUCCUCCACCGGCAACGACACCUGCCCGAAGAGCGUCGUCCAAGUCGCCCCAAAAGUGGACGGCGACUCGGUAUCGUUCUUCCCCGUGAAACCCAAAGGCGCGGUUCGCAAUGGGACGGAUCUCAACGUCGUGUUCUCUGGCUCAAACACGGGAUGCCAGGAGUCUACUGUCUGGCAAAUCGCACACGAUCCGGAAAACGUUGACGUGGUUCAGUACGUGUUGAGCGGUGGAGAUAAGGGAAACCCGAGCUCUUCCACGGCGAGAAGCUGGUUCAUGAUUAUGAAGACCAAGAAUGGGUACAAGUUCAAGUUUUGUCCGGUGUCGUUGUGCGACUGCAAUCCUGUUUGCCAAGAUAUUGGCAUUAAGGUCGAGAACGGACACAGGCGUUUGGUAGUAGACAGUUCCCUUCCCCCUUUGGAGGUAAACUUUAAGAAGGCUUAAAUGUUCCAUCUGAUGCUAUGUUAUCUUAGGGAUAUCCGGAUAUGGAUGUAGUGGUACAAUAAACCAUCCCUCAAGAGAAAACUUGUCAAGAAUAAUUAAACAAAACAUUAUUGCGUAUAUUGGUUGUUUGGUUAAUUGGUUACAUAUAGUACGUACUAUUAUUUC
Ipomoea nil (Japanese morning glory) is the source of this 839-nucleotide messenger RNA. Its product is annotated as kunitz trypsin inhibitor 2-like. The transcript has a single exon. Gene Ontology annotation, molecular function: endopeptidase inhibitor activity. The coding region runs from base 66 to 674 and encodes 202 amino acids. The record is from RefSeq and is a predicted model, not a curated record. NCBI's taxonomy places the organism in Eukaryota, Viridiplantae, Streptophyta, Magnoliopsida, Solanales, Convolvulaceae.